Molecule: messenger RNA, 2313 nt
Organism: Zootoca vivipara (common lizard)
Lineage: Eukaryota; Metazoa; Chordata; Lepidosauria; Squamata; Lacertidae
Gene: FOS
Product: Fos proto-oncogene, AP-1 transcription factor subunit
Biological process (GO): regulation of transcription by RNA polymerase II
Cellular component (GO): nucleus
Molecular function (GO): RNA polymerase II cis-regulatory region sequence-specific DNA binding; DNA-binding transcription factor activity, RNA polymerase II-specific
Source: RefSeq, a predicted model, not a curated record
CGCUUUGGAGACGACCUUCAGCUUGUUUUCAGAGAGAUUCUGCUAGUGCCCAGGCACUUCGGGCCGUCUCAGAGGUCGUUCGUGACCGCCGCUGCUCCCCUCCCAUGAGGGUUGGUUUCGCCCGUGACGUCGUCUCAUUCACAAGUCCUGGCCGUAGCGAAUAAAAGGCGGAGGUGCCGCGCUUUACUCCAGCAGCAGUGUGGCUGAAGCAGGCAGAAGCAUAGAAGCGGCUGGGGUUUCUAAAUAACCCAUUCGCCUAGCCGAGGACUCGCUCAAUUCGGAUACUCAUCUGGGAAAGAUAUACCACCCUGAAGGGCUUUUACACCCCCAGAUUAGCCGACAUGAUGUAUCAGGGUUUCACAGCUGACUACGACGCGUCUUCCUCCCGCUGCAGCAGCGCUUCUCCGGCUGGGGACAGCCUCACAUACUAUCCCUCACCAGCGGACUCUUUCUCCAGCAUGGGCUCGCCUGUCAACUCACAGGACUUCUGCACGGACCUAGCCGCCUCCAGUGCCAACUUCGUCCCCACCGUGACUGCUAUUUCCACAAGUCCAGACUUGCAGUGGAUGGUGCAACCGACUCUGAUCUCCUCAGUGGCCCCUUCCCAGAACCGAAGCCACCCCUACGGGCUCCCUGCUCAUCAGACCGGUGCCUACUCCAGGGCUGGGAUCGUCAAGACGACAGGAAGCAGAGGGCAAAGCAUCGGCAGGAGGGGCAAAGUUGAGCAGCUGACACCAGAAGAGGAGGAAAAAAGGAGGAUCCGUCGGGAAAGGAACAAGAUGGCAGCUGCUAAAUGCCGCAACCGGAGGAGGGAGCUGACGGACACGCUUCAAGCGGAGACCGACCAGUUGGAGGAGGAGAAAUCCGAGCUGCAGACCGAGAUCGCCAACCUGCUCAAAGAGAAAGAGAAGCUGGAGUUCAUCCUGGCCGCCCACCGCCCCGCUUGCAAGAUCCCGGAAGAGCUGCAGUUCUCCGAGGAGCUGGCCGUCUCCACGCUGGAUCUGCUCGCCGAAGCCCCCGUGGCCAGCUCGCCCGAGUCCGAGGAGGACGCCUUCGCCCUCCCCAUGCUGCACGAGCCGAGCCGAGCCGCGCCGGUCAAGGAGAGCAGCGGCCUGGAGCUGAAGGCCGAGCCUUUCGAUGACUUCUUCGCGCGCUCCACCCGCGAGACUCCCCGCUCCGUGCCGGACAUGGACCUGUCCGGCUCCUCUUCCUUCUACGCGGCGGACUGGGAGCCCCUGGGGGCCGCGGGCCACGUGGACCUGGAGCCGCUUUGCACCCCGGUGGUGACCUGCACGCCGUGCCCCAGCACCUACACCUCGUCCUUCGUCUUCACGUACCCCGAGACCGAGGCCUUCCCGAGCUGCGCCGCCGCGCACCGGAAGGGCAGCAGCAGCAACGAGCCGUCGUCCGACUCGCUCAGCUCGCCCACCCUGCUGGCCUUGUGAAGAAGGGACGCGAGAUCCCCGAGCCGUCGCUGCGGGCCUAGGGGCAUCACCACGGCGGAGACCGAGCCAACCCGCCCUUGCUGCUGCUGCAUGGGGCUUUAGGCCGCAAAGGAGCCGCUCUCUCCUUCCUGUGGAGCUCCGAGAUCCCACCCGAGGCCUAGGGAAAGACGAAGCCCUCCAUUCCGGAGGUUUGGUACGGGCAGCCCACUUGGAGGGAAAUGACUUUGCUGGAGGGGCUGCCUCGCAGCCUGACGCCAAGCCUGAUACCUCUUCCAGAGAUGUAGCAAAACCGCAUGGAAUCUGUCUUGUCCCCCAUCAAUGAGAACUAGUAGUUUCGUAGCAUGUUCAACAUGGCUGGGUUGGUGACUCCCUUCCCUCCUCUUUACUAUUCACUAGCAUUAACUAAUCUGUUGGUUUAAUGAUUGGAAUUCUUAAUAUGGUGCUGGGUAUCUUCAACUCGUAUCUAGUGCAGCUGACUAACAAUAACUACUGUGUUCCUGGCAAUAUCGUGUUUUGAUGACUUAGCAAUGACCCAACUUAACUGCGAAAAGAUACCGUUUUAUUUUCUAGUAGAUUAAUAAAUAGCUAUGUUGUCCAUGUACUAAAGUUCUCCUUGUACAUCAAUGUUCAUUGUAACUUUAACUGAUCAUACAUUGUUGAAGUGGUCUGAAUGGUUUGACAUAAGUUUUCCAUGAAAACGUUUUUAUUGUGUUUUUAAUUUAUUUAUGGAUAUAUUUAAUUUUUUAUUUUAUUUUUUUCUACCUUGAGGUAAUUGACAUGUGGAAAGUGAAUUUGGAUGACAUUUAAGCAUUGUUUGCUUACUGUUCAAGACACUGUCAAUAAAAGCAUUUAAGUUGAAUGCUAUAAA